Molecule: messenger RNA, 2567 nt
Organism: Manis pentadactyla (Chinese pangolin)
Lineage: Eukaryota; Metazoa; Chordata; Mammalia; Pholidota; Manidae
Gene: TEX36
Product: testis expressed 36
Exons: 4
Coding region: 82-642 (186 amino acids)
Source: RefSeq, a predicted model, not a curated record
AGAGGCUUCCCAGCCAGCAGAGCUCCUGAGGCAGGGGAGAAGUCAGAGGCGACCUCAGCCACCUUUAGCUUCCUGCAGAAAAUGGCCAAAGGAAGGCGCUUCAACCCGCCUUUAGACAAGGACGGAAGAUGGUUCCCCCACAUCGGACUAACGCAAAGCACGCCCGAAUCCACCACCAGGGCAAUGUUAAAAGAACCCCACAGUCCACAUUUGUCUCGGCAAGCGGAGGGGAAGCUACCGCCAAUCUACAAAGUCUGGGAGCAGCAAGCAGUAAAUAACAACUUCCCCUUCUCCAUGCACGACAAUCGGCACUGCUUUCAGAACUCUGGCCACUACCUGGACUCUGGUCUGGGACGACGGAAGAUCUCCCCAGACAAAAGGCAACAUGCUUCAAGAAAUUUCAAUCUUUGGGCAUGUGACUAUGUUCCAUCUUGUCUUGAUGGCGUUUCAAAUAACCAAAUAUCAUAUGUAUGUCAGGAAGGCGUGGUGGUUCCAAUAUUUAGACGCUUUCCAAGACAUUAUAGUGAGAUAUGGAAUGCUUUUAAAUUUAUUCCUCAGCAAAGCUAUACAGAGUUUUUGAAAAAGAAUUCACAAGUAAGGUUUGCUGUUGACAAAAAGGCUAGUUCUCCUUUGGAGCCCUAAUACUUCUGGAAGAUUCUUGAUGAAUUUUGCAAUCUUGGUAUUUUAUCAAACAUUCUGAAAGUAUGUGUCUUCUGAUUUGGUGCUACUUUAAGUUGCAUAUAAGCUUUAUUUAGAAUUAGAGAUUAAAGACUGUAUAUGCCUUAAUGCUGAGUGAAGUUUUCUCAAAGUGAUAAUAUAGAGAUUACAGUUUUUAUAUUGAGAAGCUAGAAGGCAACAGAUAUGUUACCAUUCCCCACCUUUACAGUAGUUUAAUGAUUUUUAGUAAGGUUUAAAAACAUUCAAGUCCUUAUAAAAUAAAGAUAUGUGAAGAUACACACAUUUUAAAUGAGUAUAUUUUAAAUGAAAAUGUAUUUAAGUGAAUUUUAAGAUUGCCACACUAACUUUUGGGGGAGUUUAAAAAUCACAUAAUUAAUACAUGAUUACAUUUUCAUUUUGAAAUUUCGAACAGUAUAGAGGAAGCAGGAGUCCCACUUGAUUUUACUACAUCUCCAGUCUUUGUCCUGUCCCCAGAUGUAAGUUAACCAUUUGUUUUUAUUCUGUGCAUUUAUAAUCAUAUACAUGUACAUAACCACCUAAAAUUUUUGAACAUAAACUGUGUCAUACCGUACAUAGCUUUCUUCUGAUAUUUAACAGUGUUUCUUGGAGUUGUUGUGGUGUCUUAUGAAGGGACUGGUUCGCUUUUUAAACUACUGCCCUGGAUUCCCUAACAUGGAUGCACCACGUGUUUAAAAAUUAGCUUCAUAUUAGUGAGCAUUUGAAUUGUUUCUAAUUUUUUGCUGUCAGAUCUGGUGCCUAUGCCUGAUUAACCUCUUUGGGUGCAUGUUUACAUGAACUGCUUGAGUAAUCUCUGAAAAGUUACCUUUUUGGUAGAGCUGGGUCGGAAGGCAUGCACAGCUGAAGUUUUAUUAAAUGCUCCCACAUUACUUUAGCAAAUGACUGGGCCAAUUAAACUCCUACUGAUGGUAUCUGUGCAUUUGUUUUUUCCCCCUCAAAUUAUCUUUUAAAUAUUUAAUGAUACUUAAGAGCCAAAUGGGAACUUGUCAUGGUCUUAUUUUGCAUUUCUCUGGUUAUUAGUGAAGUUGAGCAUUUUUUCCUACUCCAUGGCCAUUUAUGUUUGUUUCCUUUCUAUAACCUGCCCAGUGUCACCAUUAUUCUAUGCCGCAAUUUUCUUGGUUAUAUUUGGAUAUUUUUCCUAUAGGUGAAUUUUAGAAUAAGCUUGUUGAGUAAAUUCACUGGAAAUUUGAUAGGCAUUUCCCUGAUUUAGAUAAUAACUUAUGGGAGAAUUGAAAUCUUUAUACCAUGUGAGUCUCCCCCACCAGUUUAUUCAAAUCUUAUUUUAUGUUCUUCAGUAGUUUUAUAAUUUUGUUCACAUGGAUCUGAUAUGUUUAUUUUCAGUUUAUUCCCACAUAUUUUGACCUUUUGUGCCUAUUUUUAAUGUUUGUUUGUUUUUUAAGGUACAUUUCAGAGUGGUUUUGCCUUAUGUCAAAAAGCUAUUGAUUUCUGUUUGUGAAGUCUUAUAUUUGACACCUGGCUAAACUGCUAAUAAUAAAUAAAUAUUCUAAUAAAAUAAAAAUAAGGUUCUGAUGAUUUUUCAGUUGAUUCCCUUGGGUUUUUCUAUGUAGAUGAUUACAGCAUUUGCGGAAGUGAUCAUAUAUAUCAUUUCUAACGUUUAUACCCUGUCAUUUUAUUGUAUCAGGUACAAUUUGAAUAUCAGUGCAUUUCGCAUGUUCUUAUUUUAUUCCUGAAUGUAAUCGGCUGCUUCUUUCGUGUCAGUUUGCUGUGGAAGCCUGACUAUUGUUGCAGGUUUCAGAUAGAUGACCUUUAUCUAGUUAAGACUCUUCUCUUGUUCUUUGUUUCUUGUUUUUAUUCUCCUAAAAUAUUUUUAAAGUGUAUGUACAGAGGAAAAUUUUCAAGGAAAAUAAAAA